UCCCCCCGCCGCCGCCCCACCAGCUCCGCUCCCCCGCGGGCCGCCCCGGCUGUGCCCCCAGCGGGGACGGGCGCGGUCCCGGGCGGCUCCUGCUCCGGGCCAAGGCAGAGCCCGGCUGCGCUGCGCGGGGUGGCGCGGGGCCCCCCAUCCCCGUGCGCCCUGCGCCCUGCCCCGCGCUGCCGCCUGGCUCUGCCCCGGGGGCUCCCUCCCCCCAGCGAAACGUUACAGGGCGGGACCCGAUCCGGCCCGUGCCCCGGCCCCGAUCCGGCCGCCCUUCGCCCCGCGCUCCGUGCGCCUGGCUCCGGGCGCUCGGCCCAUGGCGCGGCUGCCCCUGGCCCUUUGGCUCGGGCUGGCGGCGCUCUCCCUGCAGGCCCCGCCGGGCCCCGAGCUCCCCCCGCUGCACUACGGCGAGAACGUCAUUGACCUGCUGGAGGCACUGAACGUCACCCGUUCCGUCCGGGGCGUCAGCAGGGCCGCGGGCCCCGAGCCGGGCGUGCCGGCCUGGAAGUUCCGCCAGCGGGUGCCCCACCUGACGCUGCCCUGGGACUACGCUGUCUACCUGCUGGCCAGCUCGCAGGGCGCCCUGGGCUUCCACUUCGUGGCCAGGCAGAGCCGGGGCUCGGCGGGCACCCUCAUCUCCCUGGUGUCUCCAGCUGCCGCCACGCGGGACGGGCGCCCGCUGCUGCAGCUGGCAUCCAGCGCCCGCGCCAACCAGCUGCGUCUGGACUACCGCGCCGAGCCCAGCAUGGAGCCCGCCUCACUGCUCUUCCCCGGAGGCAGCCCCUUCGCCCGGGGCCGCUGGGCCCGGCUGGCCGUCGACCUGCAGCCCCACCGCCUGGCGCUCUUCGUGGACUGCCGCCCGGCCGUGCUCCUGGAGCGGGGUGGCCCGCGGGACACGCUCAGCCUGCUGCUACCCCUCGACCUGCAGAUCACCUUCGCCAGCCUGCCCGGGGACGCAGCCAGCAAGUUUCUGGGUUAUUGGCAGACGGCUGAGAUCUCCCCCAGCGGGUUCCCACGCCGGCCGUGGCACUGCGAGAACCUGGCAGACCCCUUCCCCAUGCCGUACACCCUGGCGGAGGAGGGGGACCUGGCCGAGCCCCCCUUUGAUCAAGGAUCCCCCCUGGCCCCAGAGCCGCCAGCCCUCGCCGACAUCCGCAACUACCAGCAGCAGCCCGGCGAGCCUGAAUUCCCGCCCCCGGGCGCCCUGGAAGAGAGGGUGCAGCAGCUGGAGGAACUGGUAGAUGGAUUCGGGGCCAUGCUGGACAUGGUCAAAGCGCAGAGCUCGGAGCUGCUGGCCCGCGUGAAGUCCCUGGAGAGCUGCGAGUGCCGGAGGCCGGCGUGCGUGUGGGAGGGGACGCAGCGCGAGGACGGAGCCACCUGGGACAAGGACGACUGCACCACCUGCAUCUGCCUGCAGGGGGAGGUGCGGUGCUCGGCGCGCCAGGACCGCCCCCAGUGCCUAGGCUGUGAGUACGACGGGCAGCGGUACCAGGACAGAGACGUCUUCCUGGCGCCAUCCAAUUCCUGCAUGAACUGCUCCUGCUUGGACGGGAACGUCCAGUGCUUCCGACUCGUCUGCCCGCAGCUCCACUGCGCCACCCAGGAGGAGGUGCCCGGGGCUUGCUGCCCCCGCUGCCAGGGCUGUGUGGAUGGAGCCGCCCGGCGGGAGCACGGUGAGGAGUGGGCGCCGCGUGCAGACCCCUGCCAGAGCUGCCGGUGCUUGGAUGGCCGCGCCGUGUGCAGGAAGAGGCAAUGUGCCAGGCUGUGCCGCCACCCUGCCAGCCCCCGGCCGGGCACCUGCUGCCCCGUCUGCGACGGCUGCUCGCUGGAUGGCCGGGAGUUUGCCAGCGGGGAGCCGGUGCCCAGCGGGGAGCCCUGCACCCAGUGCGCCUGCUUGAGCGGGAACGUGUUGUGCAAACCCACUGGCUGCCCGGCUGCCCCCUGCUCGGAGCCCGUCCGGAGACCUGGCGAGUGCUGCCCGCGGUGCCAGGACUGCCUCUACGACGCCCAGCCCGUCCCGCACGGCGCCGUCUUCACCCCCCCGCAGGAGCCCUGCCUCCACUGCCGCUGCCAGGCCGGGGAGGUGUCGUGUGAGCGCCUGGAGCAGAGCUGCCCGCCCACACCCUGCAGUCACCCGGGCACCGCCCAGGGCCAGUGCUGCCCGGCCUGCCACACGUGUGAGUACGAGGGGCACCCGUACCGGCACGGAGAGACCUUCAUGGCCCCGGGCCACGGGCCCUGCGUGCGGUGCACCUGCUCGGCUGGGCACGUGCAGUGCCAGGAAGAGGGGUGCCCCCCCGUGCCCUGCGCCCAGCCCAUCCGGGACCCCCAACGCUGCUGCCCCAUCUGCAAAGUGUGCGUGCUGGCUGGGGAGGAGUUCGAGGAGGGGGCGCAGUGGGAGCCGGACGGGGACCCCUGCACCACCUGUACCUGCCUCGCCGGAGAGCCCGUCUGCGGGGCCCCACCGUGCCCGCCCAUCGCCUGCCAGCACCCCGCCCGGCUGAGCGGGGACUGCUGCCCAACCUGUGCCCAGUGCGCCUACCACCAGCACGUCUACGCCAACGGGCAGACCUUCGCCGACCCACACAGCCCUUGCCAGCACUGCCAGUGCACGGCUGCAGUGUGGAGGGGGCCGCGGUGGCAACGGGCGAGCGGUUCCCCAGCCCGCGGGACCCCUGCCAGCUGUGCAUCUGCACCGACGGGGUCGUCAGCUGCUCCUCCCGCGACUGCCCUGGUGCCCUGUGCGCCCGCCCCCUGCCCGGCUCCUGCUGCCAGAACAACUGCAAUGGCUGCAGCUACGGGGGGAAGGAGUACCCCAACGGUGCCGAGUUCCCACACCCCACGGACCGCUGCAAGCAAUGCCACUGCCUCAACGGCAAUGUUCAGUGUCUGUCACGGCGCUGCCCCCCCCUGCUCUGCGCAGAGCCCAUCCUGGUGCCCGGCGGGUGCUGCCCCCAGUGCCCAGAGCCCCCGGCUGGCUGCCUCUACGCGGGCGUCUCCUACCAGCACACGCAGCGAUUCUACGACCCCUCGGACUCCUGCCGCCACUGCAUCUGUGCCAACGGGACCGUCACCUGCCAGCGCCAGCCUUGUGCCCCCGUUCUCUGCACCCACCCCCUGCGGCAGGACUGCUGCCGCUCCUGUGAUGCAGGACAGCUGCCUCCUACAACAGGAACACCUCCCGACGGCCCCUGCCCCACGUCUCUGCUCCUGCCCCGCUCUCGUGCCCAGUGCCAUCGCCCGCUCUGCCCCCAGGCUGCCUGUACCAGGGGAAGGAGCUGCCCAACGGGGAGCAGUUCCCGGACCCCGCGGAGCCGUGCCGCAUCUGCACCUGCUGGGAGGGCAGCGUCUCCUGCCAGCCCAGGGCCUGCCCGCUGCUCCAGUGCCCCUUCCCUGCCCGGGGGCCGUGCUGCCAGGCUGCGAGUACCUGGGCGAGGGUUACCUCGAUGGCCAGGAGUUCCCAGACCCCCAGGACGCCUGCGGCCGCUGCGCCUGCCUCCGCGGCUUCGUCACUUGCACCAAGACGCCCUGCGACCCGCCAGGCUGUCGCCACCCCACCAGUCCCCCCGGCAAGUGCUGCCCCGUGUGCCAGGGCUGCCACUUCCAGGGUCAGGACCUCGCGGACGGAGAGACCUUCCCGGCCCCCGGCGGGCGCUGCGAGCAGUGUCGCUGCCUGCAGGGAGAGGUGUCCUGCGGGCCCCUGUCCUGCCCUGGGGUGAAGUGCUCCCACCCGGCCGUGGGCCCCUGCGACUGCCCCAUGUGUGACGGCUGCAGCUUCCACGGGCGAGCAUGCAGCAACGGAGAGCGCUUCCCCGACCCCCAUGAUGCCUGCCGCCUCUGCUCCUGCCUGGAUGGCAGCGUGACGUGUGUGCCCGCGCCGUGCUCCCCCGCCCCCUGCCGGAACCCUGUCAACCUGCCCGGCCAGUGCUGCCCCCAGUGCUCCGGCACCUGCCACUACCAGGGCCACCUUUACGAGAGCGGGACCACCUUCCGCCCCCCGGCGGGGGACCCCUGCUCCACCUGCACCUGCCUGGACGAAGCAGUGACGUGCCAGCGCGAGCCCUGCCUGCAGCAAUGCACCCACCCCGUGCCACCCGCCGCCCCCUCCUGCUGCCCCGACUGCAACCGCUGCCUCUUCGAGGGCCAGGAGCUCGCCAGCCGCCAGGCCGUCACCCCGCCCUCGGACCCCUGCCAGCGCUGCCGCUGCCUGCAUGGCAACGUGCUCUGCACCCCCGUCCUGUGCCCCCAGGCCGCCUGUGCCAGCCCCGUCCGGCGCCCGGGCCACUGCUGCCCUGAGUGUCCAGUGUGCCGGCACGGGGGGCAGGAGUAUCCCGAGGGCUCGCACUGGCCGUCCCCGACGGACCCCUGCCAGCGGUGCUCCUGCGCGGGCGGGGACGUGCUCUGCGUGAAGGCCCCGUGCCCCCCACUGACGUGCACCCACCAGGUGAUAGAGCCCGGGGACUGCUGCCCCCGCUGCAAAGGCUGCAUGUACGACGGGCAGGAGCACGCCAACGGCACCAGCUGGUUCUCCUCCCCCUGCGUGUCCUGCCUGUGCACCCAUGGCAUCGCCACCUGCGCCCAGAUCCGCUGCCUCGGCUCCUGCCUCCGCCCCGUCCAGGUGCCCGGGGAAUGCUGCCCACUGUGUGCAGACUGCGUGUUCGAGGGCCGGCCAUACAGCCCCGGGGAGAGCUUCCAGCCGUCGCUGGACCCCUGCGAGAUCUGCACCUGUGAGCUGCUGGCGGCCGGGGGGCUGCACGUACGCUGCUACCACAGACAGUGCCCCAGCCUGGUGGGCUGCCCCAGGAGCCAGAUCCAGCCGCCCGGGCCGCACCACUGCUGCCCCACCUGUGCCCAGGCCUUGAGUAACUGCACUGCCGAGCUGGCCGGGAACGAGCUCCAGGUGGCCGACGACCCCUGUUACACCUGCCAGUGCAAGGAUCUCACGUGGGUGUGUGUGCGCCAGGGCUGUCCGCAGCUCAGCUGCCCCCUUGCCGAGCAGUUCACCCCCCAGGGCACCUGCUGCCCCGUCUGCGACGAGUGCGUGGUAGAGACUGGAGGGCGCCGGGUGUCGGACGGUGAGAGCUGGACGGACAGCGAGGGCGACUGCGUCAGCUGCACCUGUAAUCGGGGCCACGUGGAGUGCCACAUCGCAGAGUGCGAGCCCGUGGAGUGCCAGGGCGGCCUGCGGAAGGUGCAGAUGCCCGGCUCCUGCUGCUACGAGUGCCAAGACCCGGACGGCUCCUGCUCCUACCAGGGCCAGCAAUACCAGGCCAGCGAGCACUGGCAGGUGGACACCUGCACCGCCUGCACCUGCGUCUCUGGGGAGGUGCACUGCCGGAGCCAGCGCUGCCCCCCGCCCGCCUGCGCCGCGGAUGAGACGCCCGCGCUAACGCCAGGCAUGUGCUGCCCUCACUGCCUGCCCCGCCCCGCCACCUGCCUGGCCUUCGGCGACCCGCACUACCGCACCUUCGACGGGCGGCUGCUGCACUUCCAGGGCACCUGCACCUACGUCCUGGCCCAGGACUGCCAGGGGGGGGACUUCAGCAUCCACGUGACCAAUGACGACAGGGGUCGCCCGGGCGUGGCCUGGACCAAGGAGGUGACAGUGCGAGUCGGGGACGUCGUGGUGCAGCUGAUGCAGGACUGGCUGGUCAGGGUGGACGGCCAGGUGGUGACCCUGCCCUUCCUCAAGGAGCCCCACCUCUACGUCGAGCGCCAAACCAACACCGUCCUGCUCAACACCAACAUCGGGGUGAAGGUCCUGUGGAGCGGGCGCUCGCAACUGGAGGUCAGCGUGCCCGGCACCUACAAGGGGCACAUGUGUGGCCUGUGCGGCGACUUCAACGGCCACCCGCAGGACGACGCCCGCCUGCGCUCGGGGCAGCUGGCCCGCGCCGAGGCCGCCUUCGGCAACAGCUGGAGGGUGCAGAACGGGAACGGCACAGGCGGGCCGUGUGCCGACGGGCAGGAUGUGGAUCCCUGCAAGGAGGCCGGCUACCGUGCCCGCAAGGAGGCCAACGCCCGCUGCAAGGUGCUGAAGUCGGGGGCAUUCGAGCCCUGCCACCCCCUGGUGCCCCCGGAGCCCUUCUUCGCCGCCUGCGUCUACGACCUGUGCGCCUGCGGGGCCGGCGCCGACCAGUGCCUGUGCGACGCGCUGGAGGCCUACGCCGCCCUGUGCCGCCGGGCCGGGCUGGCUCUGCGCUGGCGCUCGCCCACGCUCUGCGCCGUCGGCUGCCCCCAGGACCGGGGCUACGUGUUUGACGAGUGCGGCCCGCCCUGCCCCAAGACGUGUUACAACAAGGACGCACCGCUGGGGGCCAUCGAGUCGCGCUGCUUCACGCCCUGCGUGCCCGGGUGCCAGUGCCCCGCCGGGCGGGUGGAGCACGAGUCCCACUGCAUCCUGCCCGAGGCCUGUCCCCAGGUCGUCUACGGCAACCUCUGAGCCCCCGGAGCCCCUGCCCCCGGGACGCCCGCGCCAUCCGCCAUGGCCCCAGGCCCGGCCACCCUCCCUCUCUCUGCCCCUGUGACCCCGACGCCCUCCUCCAUGGCCCCAGGCCCGACCACCCUCCCUGCCACAGCCCCCAGGACCCCCACACCCUCCGCCAUGGCCCCAGGCCCGGCCACCCUCCCUGCCACAGCCCCCGGGACGCCCGUGCCAUCCGCCAUGGCCCCGGGCCCGGCCACCCUCCCUCUCUCUGCCCCUGGAACCCCGACGCCCUCCGCCAUGGCCCCGGGCCCGGCCACCCUCCCUGCCACAGCCCCCGGGACCCCCACACACUUCGCCAUGGACCCGGGACCGGUCACCCUCCCUGCCACAGCCCCCGGGACCCCCACGCCCUCCACCAUGUCCCCAGGCCCGGCCACCCUCCCUGCCACAGCCCCCGGGACCCCCACGCCCUCCACCAUGUCCCCAGGCCCGGCCACCCUCCCUGCCACAGCCCCCGGGACCCCCACGCCCUCCGCCAUGGCCCCAGGCCCGGCCACCCUCCCUGCCACAGCCCCCGGGACCCCCACACCCUCCGCCAUGGCCCCAGGCCCGGCCACCCUCCCUCCGACAGCCAGAGGGACCCCCGCGCCCUCCCCCAUGGCCCCGGACCCGGCCACCCUCCCUCGCUCCGCCCCUGUGACCCCCCACGCCCUCCACCAUGGCCCCAGGCCCAGCCACAUUCCCAGUUGGUGCCCUAGAUGUGACCCCUGCAGUACCCGUGUGGGGCCCGCAGCGAGCCCCGCACCUCCAAUAAACCCCCCCACCCACAGGGAGGAGGCAAGGGCCUGCCACCCCCUUGUCCCCCCAUUUUCCCCUGGGAUUCCACCCCAGGCUGCCCCAGCCAGGCUCAGAGACGCCUUGAGGGGCAGGAAAUGCCAGGCGCUGCUGCCCCCCCAGUGGCUCUGUGUGGGGCAGGUCUGGCACCCCCUCCCCGUCUUCGUACCCAGGCCGUGCUCUGUGCCCAUGGAGGUGGCUGUAGUACGGGAGGGGCAGGGUGCCAGGCUGGGAGGGCACUGCACCCACACGUCCACUGCAAUGGCUUCCGGGCCCUCUCCUCAACCCAGCGGCACAGAGUGGGGAGCCCGGUCUCCUGGGUUCUAUCUCCGACGCCCCCUGGGGUAACAGUGCCCUGGCACUAUUGUUGCUGGGCACGCAGGCUGGCAUGGAGUCCCCCCAUCUGGAUCCACCCUGCCCAGCACCCAAUGGCUGAGCUGUGUGCCGGGGGGCAACGUGGGUGCCAUGAGCCAGUCACACGGGUGCUGAGUCCUGGCACAGAUGGGCUGGCCGUCCCUCUGGCCUUGGGGCAAGGCACCAGGGGCGGUGCCCCCUUUGGCUGGACGCGGGCAGGUGUAUUUAUUAGUGUGGUGGGGGCUGAGCCAGGCCUCACCCGCCCCCGUGCCCACGGCAAUAAAAGUGGUAACCACGG
Molecule: messenger RNA, 7913 nt
Organism: Malaclemys terrapin pileata
Lineage: Eukaryota; Metazoa; Chordata; Testudines; Emydidae
Gene: KCP
Product: kielin cysteine rich BMP regulator
Exons: 43
Coding region: 317-6442 (2041 amino acids)
Molecular function (GO): protein binding
Source: RefSeq, a predicted model, not a curated record